Molecule: messenger RNA, 2768 nt
Organism: Orycteropus afer afer
Lineage: Eukaryota; Metazoa; Chordata; Mammalia; Tubulidentata; Orycteropodidae
Gene: COPG1
Product: COPI coat complex subunit gamma 1
Biological process (GO): organelle transport along microtubule; endoplasmic reticulum to Golgi vesicle-mediated transport; protein secretion
Cellular component (GO): endoplasmic reticulum-Golgi intermediate compartment; endoplasmic reticulum; COPI vesicle coat
Molecular function (GO): structural molecule activity
Source: RefSeq, a predicted model, not a curated record
GACAUAGUCAUGCUGAAGAAAUUCGACAAGAAGGACGAGGAGUCGGGUGGAGGCUCCAACCCAUUCCAGCAUCUUGAGAAGAGUGCAGUACUCCAGGAGGCUCGUGUAUUUAAUGAAACUCCUAUCAACCCUCGGAAAUGUGCACACAUCCUCACCAAGAUACUUUAUCUCAUAAACCAGGGGGAGCAUCUGGGGACCACUGAAGCAACUGAGGCCUUCUUUGCCAUGACCAAGCUCUUUCAGUCCAAUGAUCCCACACUUCGUCGGAUGUGCUACCUCACUAUCAAAGAAAUGUCUUGUAUUGCAGAGGAUGUCAUCAUUGUCACCAGCAGCCUGACAAAAGACAUGACCGGGAAGGAGGACAACUACCGGGGCCCAGCUGUGCGUGCCCUCUGCCAGAUCACCGAUAGCACCAUGCUACAGGCCAUUGAGCGCUACAUGAAACAGGCCAUUGUGGACAAGGUGCCCAGCGUCUCCAGCUCUGCCCUCGUGUCUUCUCUGCACUUGCUGAAGUGCAGCUUCGAUGUGGUCAAGCGCUGGGUGAAUGAGGCCCAGGAGGCAGCAUCCAGUGAUAACAUCAUGGUACAGUACCAUGCGCUGGGGCUUCUGUACCACGUGCGCAAAAAUGACCGCCUGGCUGUCAGUAAGAUGAUCAGCAAGUUCACCCGGCACGGCCUCAAGUCUCCCUUUGCCUACUGCAUGAUAAUCCGGGUGGCCAGCAAGCAGCUGGAGGAGGAGGAUGGCAGCCGUGACAGCCCGCUGUUUGACUUCAUUGAGAGCUGCCUGCGCAACAAGCACGAGAUGGUGGUAUAUGAAGCUGCCUCAGCCAUUGUUAACCUGCCUGGCUGUGGUGCCAAAGAGUUGGCCCCAGCUGUGUCAGUGCUCCAGCUUUUCUGCAGUUCACCCAAGGCUGCUCUCCGCUAUGCUGCUGUCCGCACCCUCAAUAAGGUUGCCAUGAAGCAUCCAUCAGCAGUGACAGCCUGUAAUCUGGAUCUGGAGAACCUUGUCACUGAUUCAAAUCGCAGCAUCGCAACACUGGCCAUCACUACCCUCCUCAAAACGGGUAGCGAGAGUAGCAUUGACCGCCUCAUGAAGCAGAUAUCCUCUUUUAUGUCAGAGAUCUCAGAUGAAUUCAAGGUGGUGGUUGUCCAGGCCAUCAGUGCCCUGUGUCAGAAGUAUCCUCGCAAGCAUACCAUCCUCAUGAACUUCCUGUUCACCAUGCUGCGCGAAGAGGGUGGCUUUGAGUACAAGCGUGCGAUUGUGGACUGCAUCAUCAGCAUCAUUGAGGAGAACUCAGAGAGCAAAGAGACAGGGCUGUCCCACCUAUGUGAGUUCAUUGAGGACUGUGAGUUCACCGUGCUGGCCACCCGCAUCCUGCAUCUCUUAGGCCAGGAGGGACCCAAGACCAACAACCCCUCCAAGUAUAUCCGCUUCAUCUAUAACCGAGUGGUUUUGGAGCAUGAGGAGGUCCGAGCAGGUGCUGUGAGUGCUCUGGCCAAGUUUGGAGCCCAGAAUGAAGAGAUGUUACCAAGCAUCUUGGUGCUGCUGAAGAGGUGUGUAAUGGAUGAUGACAAUGAAGUAAGGGACAGAGCAACCUUCUAUCUAAAUGUUCUGGAGCAGAAGCAGAAGGCCCUCAAUGCAGGCUACAUCCUAAACGGUCUGACUGUGUCCAUCCCUGGUCUGGAGAGAGCUUUGCAGCAGUACACUCUAGAACCAUCAGAAAAACCUUUCGACCUCAAGUCUGUUCCCCUAGCCACCACACCCGUUGUAGAGCAGAGAACAGAAAGCACCCCCAUCACAGCAGUUAAGCAGCCUGAGAAAGUGGCAGCCACCCGGCAGGAGAUCUUCCAGGAGCAAUUGGCAGCAGUGCCAGAGUUCCAUGGACUAGGGCCCCUUUUCAAGUCCUCACCUGAGCCUGUGGCCCUCACCGAAUCAGAGACAGAGUAUGUCAUCCGCUGCACCAAACACACCUUCACUGACCACAUGGUGUUUCAGUUUGACUGCACCAACACACUCAAUGACCAGACUUUGGAGAACAUCACAGUGCAGAUGGAGCCCACUGAGUCUUAUGAGGUGCUUUGUUAUGUCCCUGCCCGAAGCCUGCCCUACAACCAGCCUGGGACCUGCUACACGCUGGUGGCACUGCCCAAGGAAGAUCCCACAGCUGUGGCCUGCACAUUCAGCUGCAUGAUGAAGUUCACUGUCAAGGACUGUGACCCCACCACAGGGGAGACUGAUGAUGAAGGAUAUGAGGAUGAAUAUGUGCUGGAAGAUCUGGAAGUCACUGUGGCUGAUCACAUCCAAAAGGUCAUGAAGUUGAACUUCGAAGCAGCCUGGGACGAGGUAGGGGAUGAGUUUGAGAAAGAGGAAACUUUCACCUUGUCUACCAUCAAGACACUUGAAGAGGCUGUGGGCAAUAUCGUGAAAUUCUUGGGAAUGCACCCUUGUGAGAGGUCAGACAAAGUGCCGGAUAACAAGAACACUCACACAUUGCUCCUAGCUGGUGUGUUCCGAGGUGGUCAUGACAUCCUGGUACGCUCCCGGCUGUUGCUUUUGGACACAGUGACAAUGCAGGUGACAGCCAGAAGCUCAGAAGAGCUGCCAGUAGACGUCAUCUUGGCAUCUGUGGGCUAAUGUAAGCCUGAGAGGCCCUACUCUUACCCUUUUCCCCAGCACUACACAAAAGUCAUGCCUUUCUGGUGAAACCAAGGGAGAUUCCUUCUCCAGCCUCUGUAUUCAGAAACAGGAAUCAUUGAAGAUUUUUUUUU